CCAGGUAUCUGGAACCUCACCGCUAUACUCUACUCUCCACUUCUCUGCUUCAUAUUUGUCUCUUCCUGGUCGUGUUCUCUCGUGGCUCUCGUCCCAAGCUACGAACAAGUAGAGAGAGAGAGAGAGAGAGAGAGAGAAACAAGGAGAAAAACCAGUAUCCAAAACAAGCAUCAGAGAGAGAGAGAGAGAGAGAUAAAAAGAUUUGAGAUUCUUCUGUUACUUCCAGCCAAAACCAAAAAUGGGUUUCACUGCAUUUCUGUUCUCUCUCCUGUUUCUGCUCACAAGUCCAGCAUGGGUGUGGGCAAACCCAGAGCUUAGAGCGCUGAUGGACGUGAAAGCAGCUUUGGACCCACGGAGGCAGUACCUCUCUUCAUGGACUAUCAAUGGCGACCCAUGUGACGGUUCUUUCGAAGGCGUGGCUUGCAAUGAGAGACGUCAGGUGGCCAACAUCUCGUUGCAGGGAAAGGGGCUCUCAGGCAGGCUCUCUCCCGCCAUCUCUGGUCUCAGGCACUUGACGGGCCUCUACUUGCAUUAUAACUCUCUAAGCGGACAGAUACCCAGAGAAAUAGCAAAUUUGAUUCAGCUGAGUGAUUUGUAUCUGAAUGUCAAUAAUCUCUCUGGAGAGAUACCUCCUCAGAUCGGAAACAUGGCUGGUUUGCAAGUAUUGCAACUUUGUUAUAACCAGUUGACCGGAAGCAUACCUACACAGCUGGGUUCACUGCAGAAGCUUAGUGUUAUUGCUCUGCAGUCUAACCAAUUAACUGGAGCAAUCCCUGCAAGUUUAGGGGAUUUAGAAAUGUUAUCGCGGCUAGAUUUGAGCUUCAAUCACCUCUUUGGUUCAGUUCCCUCAAAGUUGGCCUACGCCCCUUUGCUAGAAGUUGUAGACCUUCGAAACAAUACUCUCUCAGGCAGUGUACCUGCCGCUUUGAAGAGACUGAAUGAAGGAUUCUUAUAUGAAAACAACCUGGGUUUAUGUGGUGUUGGGUUUUUAUCUUUGAAAGCUUGCAAUGCUUCGAGUCAUCUCAAUCCAGGUCGCCCUGAACCGUUUGGACCGGGUGCAACCAAUCAGCCAACAAGAGACAUACCAGAGACAGCAGAUGUGCAGUUACCUUGCAAUCAAACUCGGUGCUCAAACUUGUCAAAAUCCUCGCGGGCUUCUGUUGCUGUUGGUGUAGUUGUGGUAACAAUUGCAUUAUCAGCUAUAGGAAUUCUGACCUUCGCUCACUAUCGCCGCCGGAAACAGAAGCUGGCUACGGCAUUUGAUGUAUCUGCUAGUCGACUUAGUACUGAUCAGGCCAGGGGGGUUUACAGGAAGAAUGGCUCUCCUCUCAUCAGCCUUGAGUACUCCAGUGGGUGGGAUCCUUUAGCUGACGGGGGGAAUUUCAGUGGGUUUGAGCAAGAAGUCUUCCAGAGCUUCAGGUUCAAUUUGGAAGAGGUGGAGUCAGCUACUCAGUACUUUUCUGAGGUGAAUUUGUUGGGUAAGAGUAACUUCUCUGCAACUUACAGAGGAAUUUUAAGAGACGGGUCUGUUGUUGCUAUUAAGAGCAUCAGCAAAAGUAGCUGCAAGUCGGAGGAAGCUGAGUUUUUGAAGGGAUUAUACAUUUUGGCCUCAUACAGGCAUGAGAAUUUGGUGAGGUUGAGAGGAUUUUGUUGUUCAAGGGGCCGUGGUGAGUGCUUCCUCAUCUAUGAUUUUAUUCCUAAUGGGAAUUUGCUGCACUAUCUUGACACAAAGGAUGGUGAUAACCAUGUCCUUGAAUGGUCGACUAGAGUUUCUGUUGUGAAGGGCAUUGCCAAAGGUAUAGCAUACUUACAUAGUUACAAGGUGAACAAACCUGCUUUUGUUCACCAAAACAUUUCAGCUGAGAAGGUGCUCAUGGACCAGCGAUUCAACCCGUUUCUCUCAGAUUCUGGCCUGCACAAGCUUCUCACUGAUGACGUCGUCUUCUCAGCGCUCAAGGCGAGUGCUGCAAUGGGCUAUCUAGCUCCUGAGUACACCAGUACCGGUAAAUUCACAGAGAAAAGUGAUGUAUAUGCAUUUGGGGUGCUUGUUUUCCAAGUCCUCUCAGGAAAGCGGAAAGUCACUAGCUCGAUGCGUCUAGGUGCGGAGUCGUGCAGAGUUGAAGAUUUCAUUGAUCCAAAUCUUCAUGGUAGGUUCUUUGAAUAUGAAGCAACUAAGCUUGCAAGAAUCGCUUUGCUUUGCACGCACGAGUCUCCGAUUGAGAGGCCAUCCAUGGAAGCUGUUGUUCAAGAAUUGGGUAACUGUAGCAGUUGUCUCUGAUUUCGGCAACUUGCUUGAAGUUUCAAAUGGUAGGGUUAGAGACGAAUUGCUAACUGCUCACUGAUGAUGAAACUAGGUCCAUGGAAAUGUAGUGUCCUUUGCUGAGGACUCUUAAGCGUUGUUGUGGAUUUGAUUGAACCUUGAUUCCUUCUGGCCUGUAGAAGGGCUUGUUUUAGGGGGCAUUUUGUUUUGUAGUCACUUGUAUUUAUAUGGAAUGCAUAUUGUUGGUGAA
Molecule: messenger RNA, 2510 nt
Organism: Alnus glutinosa
Lineage: Eukaryota; Viridiplantae; Streptophyta; Magnoliopsida; Fagales; Betulaceae
Product: LRR receptor-like serine/threonine-protein kinase GSO2
Exons: 4
Coding region: 239-2278 (679 amino acids)
Biological process (GO): protein phosphorylation
Molecular function (GO): ATP binding; protein kinase activity; receptor serine/threonine kinase binding
Source: RefSeq, a predicted model, not a curated record